GGCCAGCCGCCGCAGGCAGGGCUGGGCCCGGCCCCGCUUCGUGUCAGGCGCCGGGUCGCGGCCUGAGGGUUGCGGCGGAGCCGGGGCUGCCCCGCUGUGGUGCGGCGCCGAACCCUCGCGGCCUCGGUUCCCUGGGUGAUCUCUGAGGACGGGGCUGGGGCGCGGUGCGAGCGGGGCGGCUGUGGAGGCCGCAGAGCCUUGGCCUGAAAAUGCUGAGUUGUAUCAGCAACUGAAGGAGGAACAAAUUUUGCUUUCUGAUAAUGCAUCUUCCCUUGCUGUUCAGGCCUUUUUGCAAAUGUGCAAUCUGCCAAUCCGGGUGGUUUGCAGGGCAAAUGCCGAGUACAUGUCACCAUCUGGCAAAGUACCCUUUAUUCAUGUGGGAAAUCAAGUAGUAUCUGAACUUGGGCCCAUAGUCCAGUUUGUAAAAGCCAAGGGCCAUUCUCUCAGUGAUGGGUUGGAUGAAGUCCAAAAAGCUGAGAUGAAAGCCUACAUGGAAUUAGUCAAUAAUAUGCUCUUGACAGCAGAGCUCUAUCUCCAGUGGUGUGAUGAUGUUACAGUAGAGGAGAUUACUCACCCGAGGUACGGCUCCCCUUACCCCUGGCCUCUGAACCGCAUUUUGUCCUACCAGAAGCAAUGGGAGGUAAGGCGGAAGAUGAAAGCCAUUGGAUGGGCUGGCAAGACUCUGGACCAGGUGCUUGAAGAUGUAGAUCAGUGUUGUCAGGCUCUCUCCCAGAGACUAGGAACACAACCAUAUUUCUUCAAUAAGCAACCAACUGAAUUGGACGCUCUGGUGUUUGGACACCUGUUCACAAUCCUUACUACUCAACUGAUCACCGAUGCACUCUCUGAAAAAGUGAAAAACUACAGUAAUCUCACAGCCUUUUGUCGGCGAAUAGAACAGCAGUACUUUGAGGGUCAGGAUAAAGACAGCUCUGCUGCCGUCGCAGCCAGGUCUGCCAAGAGGUCCUUACUGAGAUAAGCGUGCUGUGGGGUGCGGUGGAGUGUGUUUCAGUUUGAGGGUUUGUUGUUCAAGGGAUUGAUUUUGAGAAUGGAAACGUGUGUUAGCUUUUUGAAGCUGCCAAAUCAUUCUGGAGCAGGAAAAAUCUCUAAAUGCAGUUUUUGUGUUGUAGAAUAUUCUGUGCACGUUUAACCUGAAAUGACUGUAUGGGCAUUUCCACAUUAAUAGACUGUACACCACUUAACUCUAAAGUGACCUUGGAAAAAUAUUGCAUCUAUAUUAAAAAAUAAAAUACUUUAAAAAGUUUC
Columba livia (rock pigeon) is the source of this 1266-nucleotide messenger RNA. It is a transcript of the gene MTX2, whose product is annotated as metaxin 2. Gene Ontology annotation, biological process: mitochondrion organization. NCBI's taxonomy places the organism in Eukaryota, Metazoa, Chordata, Aves, Columbiformes, Columbidae. Gene Ontology annotation, cellular component: cytoplasm; SAM complex. The record is from RefSeq and is a predicted model, not a curated record. The coding region runs from base 296 to 979 and encodes 227 amino acids. The transcript is spliced from 10 exons.